UAUGACAUGUCCUGAAACGGUGAGUACUGGAAAAACUAGUGGAAAAAUGUAGAAACAUUGCAGUCGACCCUUCUUCGUAAAAAUGUGAUUUAGGGGGGAGUCUUUACUUCUUACCUUAACAACUUUAUGUAGUUUAGAUUACUAUUAAUCUUGGGCUUGAGACAAUAUCAGUUUACGAUAAGCGUGAUUAGUGUAAACUGUGAGGCAAAGUAAUUAGUAUAAGAAUGACUGAAUGAUUAGCUUACUUCUUGUGACUAUUAUCAUACAAAUUCGUUAUUUUGUCAAAAGUUGUUAUUCAUCUAGAUGAAUUAUUUUUUAUAUUUGGUUUAAUAAAAUAAAUAGAAAAAAAAUAGAAAUAUAUUCUGGUAUAGUUAAUGCUACUUAGUUACCUUUGAGAGUGAUAUUUAAUAAAAUUAAUGAUAUUCGCUCUAGCAUACUUUGGUCUUUGAUCUAUGACUUUUUAAUAGAAUUGUAGUCUGCAGACUGUGUUCUAUUUUUAUAACUCUGUGGACAGCAUUUCGCAGUUUCGCACCUGCGCAACAAAAAUUCAAAAAUCAAUCAACCCAAGCGGCGGACGACGGCCCUGCUUCGCGCUAAAUCCAGGAUUCUUUUGAAGUUUGAAAAUGCAAACCACUUAGAUACAUUUAAAACAGUGAAUCGAGUGUAGUACCUUUUUUCGAAAUUAGAGUAUUGUAGUAAGUCCCAAAAGAACAAAGCCUUGUCUCACGCUUUUUUAUUCUUGGUUUGUCAAUGGUCACCAAAUUUCGUAUUGUAUUGAAAUAAAAGCUUAUUAAUAUAGAUAUUCGUUCGUGAUAGCUUAAACAUACACCGGUGAGUUUUAUUUAAACUUAUAAAAUACCCAAGUCCCAACUAAUGUGCUGGACCAGAUAAAACAUCUAAAAUGAGUACAAUAGUUAUUAAUAAAAUUGAAAACGAGGUUGAAAAAACGUUGGAUAAAAAGCAAAUAGAGGCUGAGGAAAAAGAAGUCAUGCUAAAAACUGAAGCGGAUAACGAGGAUGACGUAGAGUUGAGGCGUGACGGAGGGUUCGUCAAGACGGCAUUGUCGGGGGACAUCACAGAACAAGGACGCGAAGUCAAACCCAAGUUUAUUCCUAUUGGCGCAAUUAAAAUGCCAGGAUUUUUUACAAGAAACUCAGACAGAGAAAAGUCCAAGGAAGAAGAAGCAAUUGAAAAGGACACAGAGACAGAAAAAUGUCAAGAUCAAAGGGAUGGAGAUAGUCAUCCAAAGAAUCACUUCAAGCUUUUACAAAGUUGGCCUUUUACAAGCUUUUUACAAAAUUCUCAUAAUGAUAGUGAAGGUAAUGCUGAAAAAAGCCGAAGCUUUGCCAUUUUCAACAGCUUGAAGUAUCCAAAAAUGUUUAACAAGCAAACUCGUAAAAAUGCUGAGGCUACAUUAGCAUCUAUGGAGACACUGGAAGAUAAACUUGAUACCACAAAUGAUGGAAUGGAGAAUAUCAAAUUAGAUGUAGCUGAACCUGAGGAUGGAAAAGUUUCUACAAAAUUACCAUUGAAAGAGAGGAUUCGUCAGAAAAAAAUCAUCAUCGAUGAUAUAGUGGUAUGUGUGGUAGUGUUGCUGGUAAUCCUAGCAGUGAUAAUUGGCGUUUCGAUCGGCGCUCUUGCAGGGCCACCCUCAGAACGCCCGCUCAGACUUGGUAAAUUUAUCACCACUCAAACCACUUGUGGCCUAGUGGAGGGACUAUUGGACGAAGGCGUCUAUAAGUUUUACGGCAUUCCAUACGCUUCGCCACCCAUCGACGAGAGAAGGUUCUCGUACGCGCAACCUCUCAACAACCUUUCCUUGUGUUGGAACGACACCCUUAGAGCUCUCGAGCCCACUCCCAGGUGUAUGCAGUUCCUCGAAAAUAGGACGAUUAUUGGCGAGGAAGACUGCCUGACCCUGGACGUCGUGACGCCUCACGUGAGGUACGAUUCGCCUUUGCCCGUCGUGGUUCUCAUCGGCGCGAACACUCUAGCCGGAGGCGUCAGCCCCGCCCGGCCCUCCGCCCUCUACGCUCGCACCAAAGAGGUAGUCUUCGUUCGACCCAAUUUCCGACUCGGAUCUUUCGGCUUUCUAGCUCUCGAUAUCAUCUCCAAAUCUCGGUACCCGGAAACCUCCGGCAACUACGCCCUCAGUGACCUCGUAGUGGCCCUUCAAUGGAUAAAAUACAACAUCAAGCAUUUCGGAGGAGACGCCGAAUCGGUGACGCUAUUGGGACACCGCGCCGGGGCGACCCUCACCGCGGCCUUGACCACGAGUAAAAAGGCCCAAAAACUAUUCUCCCGGGUCUGGCUGUCGUCCGCCUCGGUGAUAUUCCCGGGCGAAGCGCUCGAACUGUCGGAGAGAAACAACGAAGAGUUCAAACAGAUGAGCAAAUGCGACGACAUCGACUGCCUCAGAAACAUGUCUCCGCUAGAAAUUAUGUCUUCCACUCCCGUGACGUGGCUCGGCACCAGCGCCGAGCUAUUGCCCUUGUUCGGCGAAGACAAACGCUCCUGGCUGGUUUUGGACGGAGAUUUAUUGAGAACUCACGCCUACGAGAGCUGGGACGCCCAAAGGGAAGCCAAGAAGGAGGGAAAGGAGAAAGUCUUUAAACCGAUGGUGUUCGGGACGACCCAACACUCCGGCCACUGUGAAUUUUUGAAUAUGAAGAACGCCGACUGGACGGCGGAGGCCUUGGAGGACAUUGUGAACGAGAGCUACAUCGGCAAAAAGAAUUUAACGGCGACCGUAUUCAAGCACUUCAACAAGACGUACGAGGGCCUGGUCGGACUGAUAAGUUCGAUACGCACUCUGUGUCCGUUAGUCACUUUGGCGAGAAUGCGGCUCGCAGCGCCCAUGUACGUGGUCCUCGGCUCUGGACCCGGAGGAGGAAUUAAUGGUACGGGAAUCGCCGGAGUCGACUCCGACGUGGAAGCCAUUCUGGGCACCUUCGACUCCGAAGUGCCGGAGCAGCGUCGUUACAUGGCGGCCAUGCAGCAGCUGUUCUACUACUACGUGUGGCACGGUCGGUUAUCGGGCCCCGAGAGCGGCCUGAUCGCCGUGGGGCAAGACCUGCUGCCCCACCUCGGACUGCCCGUCUGCGACAUGCUCAUCCAGGAAGAUCUCGUCCCGAGGUACGCUCAUAUCGACUGAAUAAUUUUAGUUUUUUCGUUUGCUUUGACAGUUUUUAAUAUUCCAGUAAUCUAGUUCUAAGCGAAAUUUAGUUUGCACUUAUUAGUUCAACUUGCCAACGAGAUCUUCUAAGACUUAAGCGUUAUUUUCUUAUUGUAGAUUUGUUUAGAUUACUAUUUUUAUCCGUCGACGUUGACGGUGUGACGUGUAGCGAUAUUAACUUUUGACUAAGAAGUGUUUUUUUUUAAGAAUUGAAACUUCAAGUACAAACACUGAUUAUUUCGAUUUAUUGUACUCUACAUAAGACUGAUUGUGAGUUUAUGAAAUGGAUCUCUACAGAAACAAUCUCAUCAGUGAUAAUAAAAUGUUCAUUUUAUUUAAGUAUGAUCGGUUACCUUACUUUUUAUAUGAUGAUGAACUCCCGGGGUCUAACUUCACAAUACUAGACCCCGCGUACAUUAAACAUAGUUUUAUAAGAUAUUCGAUAAGUUUGUAUUUUUUAUGUUUAACUCACUUUUGUAGCCUAGUGGGCAGGAUUACGUAUAUAAAUGUAAUUUAAUUUGAAGUCUGACUUUCCAAAGAGUAAUUUUUAUAGCAUUUGUAUGAGCCAUAGUGAUAGAGUUUCGUGUGUCGUAGUCAUUAAAAUAUACAUAUCUUGCACAAACCUUUCUCAUAUUUUUGUACGAGACGUGUGUAUGUGUAAGUUGUACUAGUGUUGCAUUUAACAAUUAUGACCAAAUAACCGCUUCGAUAGUUUUUACCGGUGAAGUGUACGCUUUGCAUUUUUAUACCAAACUUCUUUUCUACGUGUGAAUAUUAAAGAACAGGUAUAGUUAUCAUUAAUAUACUGAGCUGAUAUCAAAACUGAUUAUGAUAAUUUAGUGUUAAUGCGUAGUUGUAUACCAUCGCUUCGUUGUGUAAAUUGGUAUGUCAGCAAUAAAUGUUUAAGACUGGAA
Pieris brassicae (large cabbage white) is the source of this 4089-nucleotide messenger RNA. RefSeq names its product neurotactin (gene Nrt). The coding region runs from base 902 to 3154 and encodes 750 amino acids. The record is from RefSeq and is a predicted model, not a curated record. Lineage: Eukaryota; Metazoa; Arthropoda; Insecta; Lepidoptera; Pieridae. The transcript is spliced from 6 exons.